GGGGGCACUGUGAAUUGAGGAAAACUCGGACCGUAGAACAAGGAACGAUUGGAACGUAACCACGAAAACAACAUGGCUGAUGCAGAAGAAGGAAACAUACAAGGUGGAAAUAUGACACAAAUUGCGAUGCAUGCACAAAUUGGUACAUUAGCAGAGUACAAAUUAGGAGAAGAUUGGCAAAUUUACGAAGAGCGUCUAGAUCAAUAUUUAACAGCGAAUUAUAUUAAAGAUGAUAGAAAAGUAUCUGUAUUAUUGACGGUCAUUGGUCCAGAUGCGUACAAGGUUAUAAGAGAUUUGGCGAAUCCAGAUUUGCCUAAGGAUAAAACAUAUUUGCAGUUGUGUGAGAUUUUAAGAAGCCAAUUUUCACCUCGAGUGUCAACAUUUAGAAAACGAAUUGAAUUUUAUGAGACUAGACAAGAACAAAAUGAAAAAGUGAGUGAAUGGUACGCUCGAAUUAAAAAAGUGGCGGCUGAUUGCAAGUUCGGGAAUCAGUUGGAAGCGAUAUUAAAAGAUAAGUUCAUAUCUGGUUUGUGUGAAGGAAGAAUACGAGAACGUUUGUGUGAAGAGGAAGUCACGAAGUCUUUGAACGAUUUAAAGGAAAUUGCAUUAAACAAGGAGCUGUCACUACAAGAAGUGGAAGUCAACAAAAUGAAAUUCAUCCCAGGCAAACGAGGAGGAUCAGCUGGUAGCAAGGCGCAAGAACAUAGUAAAUGGCAACAAACUCAGGACAACACCAACAAGGGACCAAAGGGAAACAACGUCAGCAAAAAAGGGUCGGCAUGUUUUGCUUGUGGUAAAGGUGGUCAUGUAUUUGCGACAUGUAAAUAUAAGAAAUACAAAUGUAAAAUUUGUAAUGAGGUAGGUCAUUUAGCUGUUAUCUGUAAGUCUAAAACUAAUCGUGUACAUUUUUCAGAAGAAGCUGAGGAGUUAGAAAUGUUUUAUGUUAAAAGUGAAAAUGGGGUAACUCAAUUUAUGUUAACCGUGUUAAUUCAAGGUGUACCUGUCAAAUGCGAGUUAGAUUCUGGAGCAGGUAGAUCUUGCAUUCCAAUUGAUUUCUUUGAAAGGAACCUCAGCAAAUGUACAAAAAAGCUAAACACGUCGGUACAAUUAGCUUUUUAUGAUGGAAGUAUUGUCCAGCCAGCUGAAGAAUUCGAAGCAAAGGUUGUAUAUAAAGGGAAAAAUGUAGUAAAAAAAAUUUUAUUAGUUGACAAAGGAUCUAGACCACUUCUAGGUAGAGAUUUAAUGCAAUGUUUUGGUAUAAAGUUUAAUAUUCCAGUCGAGACGUAUAAAAUCGAUGAAAAACCGAAUGGCGACGAUUUAAUCCAAUUAUUGGAAAAAUAUGACGAAAUCUUUAAACAAGAAUUAGGGAAGUACGCGUAUGAAAAAAUCAAAUUAGAAGUAACUCCAGAUAUUAAACCGAUUUUUAUUAAACCGAAACCGGUAGCAUAUGCGUUUCGAGAUAAUGUCGAUAAAAUAAUUGAUAAAUUAGAAAGUGACGGAAUGCUGACUAAAGUAAACAAUGGCAAGUUUGGUACACCUUUGGUACUAAUAAUAAAGUCUGACGGGUCGAUUCGUUUGUGUGCAAAUUAUAAAAUUACGAUAAAUAAAUAUUUAGUAGAUGUGAAUUAUCCAUUACCCAGAAUCGAAGAUCUUUUCACUGCUCUCCAGGGUGGGGAAGAAUUUACAAAACUUGAUUUUCUUAAUGCUUUUAAUCAGUUAGAAUUAGAUGAGGAAACAAGUGAUUUGCUCACAUGGAGCACUUGCAAAGGAAUUUACCGCGUUAAUAGAUUGCCAUUUGGCACAAAGCCGGCGUCAGCAAUUUUUCAGAGAAUAAUAGAAAAAGUUCUACAAGGAUUACCGGGUGUAGUUUGUUUUAUUGACGACGUAGUAGUUACGGGAAAAACGCGACAAGAGCAUCUUGCUAAUUUAAAUGGGGUUUUAGGAAGGCUUCAAAAUGCGGGGUUCAAAUUAAAUAUAAAAAAAUGUAAAUUUUUUCAAAAGGAAAUCCGAUUUUUGGGUCAUGUGAUUAACAAAGAAGGGUUAAAAACAGAUAAUAGCAAAGUAGAAGCGAUUUUGAAAAUUCCUAGGCCAACGAACAAAAGUGAGGUUAAAACAUGGGUUGGUACUGUAAAUUAUUAUUCGAAAUUUAUUCCGAAUGUGGCGGAAAUACUAUUACCAAUGUACGAACUGUUGAGGGACAAUACGGAAUUUAAAUGGACUGAAAAAUGUGAAAAUGCGUUCAUUAAAACAAGAAAGGAAAUCACGUCAAAAAAAGUGCUAGUGCAUUUUGACAGAACAAAACCGAUAAAUAUGUAUUGUGACGCUUCUCAGUUUGGUAUAGCUGCGGUAUUAACACAUGUUUUUUUUGGCGGAACAGAGCGACCAAUUGCAUUUGCGUCAAGGGUAUUACAACCUGCGGAAAAGAACUAUGCGGUGAUUCAAAAAGAGGCGUUAGCAAUUUAUUUCGGAGCUAAAAAAUUCUAUCAAUAUUUAAUCGGAAAUAAAUUCAAUCUAUUUUCGGAUCACAAGCCGUUAGAAGCACUUUUUGGAAAAAAUAAAAGUCUCCCAGAAAUGGCAGCGGGUAGGUUGCAAAGGUGGGCAGUAUUUUUGUCGGGCUUUGAAUAUAAUUUUAAGCACAUAAAAGGCAAGAGCAAUUGUAUUGCUGACGGCCUAUCGAGACUUCCAAUCGAGACACAGGUAAUUCAUGGUUUUGAUGACGGAUGUGAGUAUUUUAAUUUUAUUGAAAGUUCUGUACCUUUGACUGCGAUUCAAUUGAAAGUAGAAACAAGAAAAGAUCCUGAGUUGAGUACAAUUUAUUCAUAUGUAGAGAAGGGAUGGCCUAUUAAAAUCGAGAGUCAUUUAAAACCAUAUGAAAUUAGAAAAACUGAAAUUUAUAUUGAUCAAGGUGUAUUAAUGUGGGGUUAUAGGAUUCUUGUACCAGCGAAAUUCAGAAAUAAACUUUUAGAGGAAUUGCAUUUAACGCACGCAGGUAUGGGAAAAUUGAAAUCAAUGGCACGAGCGUAUUUUUGGUGGCCGUUAUUAGAUAAAGAAAUCAAAAAAAUUGCGUUACAAUGUCAUGCGUGUCAAUUGGAAAGACCGGAUCCGCAAAAGGCAAAAUUAAAACUUUUUGAAGAGGCUACUUUUCCAUUCGAAAGAAUACAUAUAGAUUUUUUAGGACCGAUUGCAAAAAAAAUGUUUUUGAUUGUUACAGACGCGUUCACAAAAUGGCCUGAAGUUUUCAGUAUGAACAAUACAACGAAAGCGUUGAAUGAUCAAAAAAACAAAAAUGUACAAAUAGAUACGAUUGUCAAUAGAUAUUUAUUAAAUUAUAGGACUUCGACUCAUUGUACAACGGGAGAAACACCGGCAAAAUUAAUGUUUGGAAGAGCGAUUAGAACCAGAUUUGAUUUUUUGAAACCUGACGGUAAAAAUAAAGCAAUCGAGAGAAUAAAAAGAAAUCACAAAGGUUGUGAAAAUAUGUGGAAAAGGCAUAUGGAUCAAAUGUUAAAAGUUUAUGAAAUUGUUAAAAACGACGACAACACUAAAGAAAAGUCAGAAAACGUUGAGAUUAUAUUGGAUCCUGUUUGUGUUAAAAAUCGAAUUGAUCAAAAUGAAAAUAGUCAAGAAAAGGCAAAUGUAGAUUCUGAAAUAACUGAUGUAGAGAAUGAAUUGCAAAAAAAUAAUGUUGAUGAACAGGAGAAGGACGUUUGUGCACUGCAAAUGGAUUCUAAUGUGAUUCGUCUAAUUGCCGAAUCUUCAUCGGGCAAUAAGCUUACUGCCGGGCAUUAA
This is a messenger RNA of Leptopilina heterotoma, 3789 nucleotides long. RefSeq lists its product as uncharacterized. The transcript is spliced from 3 exons. The record is from RefSeq and is a predicted model, not a curated record. NCBI's taxonomy places the organism in Eukaryota, Metazoa, Arthropoda, Insecta, Hymenoptera, Figitidae. Gene Ontology annotation, molecular function: zinc ion binding; nucleic acid binding. Bases 73 to 3789 code for a protein of 1238 amino acids.